This is a messenger RNA of Triplophysa rosa, 1323 nucleotides long. RefSeq names its product stannin (gene snn). NCBI's taxonomy places the organism in Eukaryota, Metazoa, Chordata, Actinopteri, Cypriniformes, Nemacheilidae. Bases 438 to 701 code for a protein of 87 amino acids. The transcript is spliced from 3 exons. The record is from RefSeq and is a predicted model, not a curated record. Gene Ontology annotation, cellular component: mitochondrial outer membrane.
GUCAUAUCCUGUACAGUGACAAAUGAACUAUAUAUUUUUAUUUAUAUUUCUAUGCUUAGGCUGACGGAAAUAUACGCGUUUGAUUUGAUUUAUACUACAUAGCGGCUGAUUGUCUGACUGACGUGUUCAUCUUGUGUCAGCGCGUGAAGCAUGAACUGUCCAUAAAUGUCUCAGGAUGAGAAAAAGCACAUAAACGUUAUUCGUCGAUAAAAUGGACCGUCUCCCGAUGCUGAGGAUUCCUUUGUGAACAAGACACAGGUCGACGCUGGAUUUGCGGAGAGACUAAAAUAAAAUAAAAACUCCAUCAAUCUUGGAUCUGAUAGGAAUGGCGCAGCAAUCUUAUAUGUAGGAGGGGCCAUACCUUUAACCUUUCCAAAACCGCCACCUGUGGACCAGAAAAAACAAUAACCCAAUAAAAUUGUUCUUUGACUGUCAGGAUGUCUAUCAUGGACCAUAGCCCCACCACUGGGGUUGUGACAAUUAUCGUUAUACUCAUUGCCAUUGCCGCACUAGGGGCGUUAAUUCUUGGUUGUUGGUGCUACUUGCGGCUGCAGCGCAUCAGUCAGUCUGAAGAUGAGGAAAGCAUUGUCGGUGAAGGCGAAACCAAGGAGCCCUUCCUGCUGGUCCAGUAUUCAGCCAAGGGCCCGAAGGUUGAGCACAAGACCAAGCUCACCCCUAAUGGCACCGAGAGCCACACCUAACUUCUCGAAGGCCAACUGUGUACAGACUACCAUGUCUAGAAUCAUUUCAAAACCACUCAACACUGAUGUGAACAUCCCUUUUAAAUGGUGAAAGACAAACCUAUUGCAUGCAGUUUUUUAGUCACUUUGUUGCAUUGAGUAAUGAGUAUUGAUUUCCCUCCCCAUUUUGUGGUGGUCUAAUAGAACCCUAUUAUAAUGUGAAAUUGAUGAUCGGCUGCGUUUGAUAUCACAUGCAAUGCUUAAUAUUUGUAGAGCUUAAGCGGAGAUCUGAAGCUUAACCGGGACAGAUUCUGUUUGUGCUGCUUUUGACCAGAGCUGGCUCUGGGCUUAAGUUGGACUGAUUUUACGGACCAUUUCAAAAAUAUGGUCAGCUUUAGAUGAUUAUGAGGCUUUUAUCCGCAUAAUAUAUUUUGCCUUGUUGUUUAGUGAUUACAACAGAUUUUUUAAAAGAUGCUUUAAGCUUGUUUUUGUCGUCACGUAAUAUGACUUUACACAUAAGUAAUAGGAAUAUAAGCAGUUCACAAUAUGAAAAAUUGUCAAAUGUUGUAAAGUAAAAACUGAAUCAAUGCUCUUACAUGAUCAUGCUUUAAUUAGCAGUUUUUAUUUUUCAUUUGCCAUACAA